Messenger RNA from Pneumocystis jirovecii RU7, 3654 nucleotides. RefSeq lists its product as uncharacterized. The coding region runs from base 1 to 3654 and encodes 1217 amino acids. Gene Ontology annotation, cellular component: cell tip; spindle pole body; microtubule associated complex. Gene Ontology annotation, biological process: nuclear migration involved in conjugation with cellular fusion; establishment of mitotic spindle orientation. Lineage: Eukaryota; Fungi; Ascomycota; Pneumocystomycetes; Pneumocystales; Pneumocystaceae. The transcript has 16 exons. The record is from RefSeq and is a predicted model, not a curated record.
AUGGUUUCUGUUAAUGAUCGAGUAUAUAUUGGAAAAGUGCAAGGAACAGUUAGAUUUGUAGGUUUAACACAUUUUUCAUCAGGUUUUUGGGUAGGAGUAGAGUUAGAUACACCAACAGGAAAGAAUGAUGGAUCAGUUCAAGGAGAGCGAUAUUUUGAAUGCAAAAAGAACUAUGGUGUGUUUGUUCGGCCUUAUGUAGUAAAGUCAGUUGCUCAGGAAGAUGAGCAAGAAUAUUUUGAUAAUAAAGAUGAAGCACAUGAAAUGAAAAGGAGCACGGUAUCAUCGCCUCAGAAAAUGGAUGUUUUUAAAUCACCUCGAGGAAUAGCACCAAUUUCUCGAAUACCAUGUAUUCAAUCUUCAAAAAUACAACAAAGACCUUUAAAUACUAAGUCAUCGUUCGAGAUGCUUAUUGCGUCUAGGAAUGUUAAAACUCCUGAUAGCCUGAGUGAAGUAUCUACGAUUGUAUCACGAGCAGCAACACCCAUACAUGGGUCUCCCAUUAAAUAUGCAGAUUUGGAAGGGAAUUUGGAAAAAACCAAAGAAGAUACAAAAGAUGUGGAUGAUAUAAGAAAGAAAGACAAAGAAAGAACUGUUUUAGAUUCAUUAGAAGACGAGAAAGCGUCUGCACAGUUUUAUCUAGCAAAGUUUGAAGCAAAUGAAGCUAAUUCAGUAGAUGAAUUAAAAAAGAAGCUAAAAAUUCUUGAUACAAAAAGAGCAGAGGAUAAAAAUAAGAUAAAGCAGUUAGAAGAUCAAUUACAGGAAAAAGAGUUUUUAGAAAAAGCUAAAAACAAACUUCAAAUAAAAGUCGUAUCUAUGCAGGAUGAAAUACGGAACUUAAAAUCUUUAUUAAGAAACAUAGAAAACGAAAAAGAAGAAUUAGAAAUGAAACUUAUCGAGACAUCUGAACUAUUAGAGACUACUGCUAUUGACAAAGAAAUGGCAGAGGAAAAAAUUGAAUUUUUGAAUUUUAAAUUAGAUUCUUUUGAAAAAGAAACGCAAAAGAAUAGUGUACAGGAGGACUCUGAAAAUAUUUCUGAUGAAAAACAAAAUGAGGAUGAAGGAUCUCUUAAAGAACAAAACAACUUAUUAAAGGAUGCGCUUAUUAAAUUACAUACUAUUACAAAUACUCAAGAGGUAGAAUUUAAAAACAAAAUAAAGCAUUAUGAAUUAGAAGUUGAUGGUCUUAAAAAAUAUAAAACACAAUACGAGAUUUUAAAAGAAAAACUUAAAGAAACCGAAGAUCUAAUUGAUGAUCUUAAGCAACAAGCAGAUAUUAGUUCAGCUGCAGAAGAAAUGCUAGAAGAAUUGACAGAAAAAAAUAUCUCUUUAAAAGAAAAAAUAGAUCAAAUGAAUAUAACUAUUCAAGAUUUAGAAUCUUUAAAAGAGCUUAAUGACGAAUUAGAGGAAAAUCGUUUAGAAAAUGAGAGACAAAUGAGGGAAGAAUUAGAAUAUAAAGAUUUUAUUAUACGUGAAAAUAUGAAUAAGUUGGACCAGUUAAAGAAAACUAAUUCUGAAUAUGAAUCUAUUAUUAUUAGAUUUAAGGAAUUGGUAGGAAAAUUACAAAGUGAAAUUGAGACUCUGAAGCUUGAGAAUCAAAAUACAAAAACAGAAAGCACUGAAUUGAAUAUUUGGACUAAAGAAGUUAUGAGCCUAAAUUUAAAAUUAAAGUCUUCAUCUGUUAAGUCUCAGUCUGAGAAAAUAGAAAGUGAACUUGAAAAACUUAAAGGUUUAGAUGCAUUAGAAAAACUUAAAAUUAUGAAGCUUUUCUUUCCCGAAUCUUAUUCUUCACAGGAUAGUCCGAUUAUGAUUUAUUUUAAAUGUAAAAGGAUUGCAAUGAAAUCUGUUCUUUUAUAUGAUAUUAUUAAUGAAAAAAUAUCAUAUAAUAUGAUUAUUAAAAACAAUGUAUUAGAAAUCAAUUCUUUUUUAGAAGAAAUAGAAAUAAAUAGAAAGCUCACAUGCUUAUCUGCAAUUGCUAAUAAUUUUACUCACUUUAUGAGUGCUUGCACUUUGUCUGAUUUUGAAACAAUUUCUUCUGCAUUUUCUAAAUUGGAUCUUCUAGAAAACACAUUAGAUAUAGAAAUAAGUAAUUUAAGAAAAGAUAAUUAUUCUGAAAAAAAGGUUCUUGGAGCUAUAGAAGAAUCUAUUUUAUUAUUUGGUAAUUUAUCUGAUAUAUAUAUAAAGUCUUUUGAUGGUGAGUUCAUGUCUAAAUUUGAAAUUGAAUUAUCAUUUUCUCUUAAUUAUAUUGAAAAUUUUUUAAAACAAGAAUCAAUACUUCAAAAUAUACUUCAAUCUGAUUUUAUGAAACAAAUUAUAAGAGAAGAUGACAUAAACAUUUCAAGAUUAAUGAAGCAGUUUGAAACAAUUACAUAUCAAGUUCAAAAAAAUAAAGUUAUACUAAAUAAAUUUCUUAAAAUAAUAGACUCAUUAAAAGAAAAUUCAUUAUCAAUAAAAGAAUCUCUUGUUUUUGAAUUUUUUAAUGUUAAAACUAUGGCAAAUUUUAUAGAUGAUACAAUGAGAAAGAAUUUAAUGUAUUUGAAUGAUAUAUUAAAUAAGUACUCUGAACGUACUGAAAUAUUUCUUUCUAGAGAAGAUAUAGAGUCAAAUUUAAAUUUUGAUAAUAUCUUUAAUAAUGUUGCUUCAAUAACUUCUAUUUUGUUAAAAUUAGAAAAAGAUAUUGAAAAUCCAUCAAAUUUGUUUCAAUCACCUCAAAUUAUUUCACCAUGGAAUUUGUAUUCUGAUGAAAUUAAAUUAAUAUCACAAAGAAAAAAUGAACUAGAACAAAGACUUAAAAAUCUUCAGGAUAAGAUUAAUCAAUAUGUCAUUGAUAUACGGCUUAAGGAUAAAAUAAUAGAAGAAGUUAAUAUAAAGACUCAACUUUUAAAUAAAAGAACUGCAGAUAUAAAACAACAUUCUGAGACUAUAAAAAUGCUCGAAACGCGUUUAAAUGAAUCAUUACUGAAAGAAAAACAAUACGAUGAAACUAUAGAGAAUCUUAAUACAAAAAUCAAAUCUAUGGAAAAAAUUAUAAACAAGUUUGAAAAUAAUAAAAAUUUUUCUGGUAUCAAUUUUGAGGAGAAUUACAUAAUUAAUAGUCAGUUAUUCCAAAAUAAGGUCCAGGAGUUUUCUAAUGAAAUUGAAUUUUUAAACAACUCUGUUCUAUAUUUGGCUGAGGAAGUCAAACUUAUAUCUAAUCAUAAAAUAAUUUUUGAUAGCUCAUGGUUAUCAGAGUCAUUACUUAAAUCGAAUGAUGAGCUUUCAAUAAAAAGAAAAAGAAGAGCAGCUGAAGUUAGAGUAUUACUUAAAUCUCUUAGAGCGUUUUCGUCUAGGACUAGUGUUAUUAAAUUGUCUUCUAAGAAAAACGGAUGGACAUCAGAGAUGAACACCCCUCGUUAUAAGCAUCUGAAGCAGCAAGAAGAAUAUCUUUCUUUAUGUGCUAAACGAGAUUCUUUAGUUUCAUUUUAUAGUCCCGCUUUACGUAAACUUUUCUAUAAUUCUACUAAAACACCACUAAUUCAUUGUACGGUUCAAAUCCCUUCAUAUGGAUUGAGUAAUAGUCAGCAAAAUAAUACUUCAUUUCAAAAUAUUGAAAUCAAUCAUUUUAAAGAAUUAGAGCGUAUUCAUUAUUCUGUCUUAAGACCUCUUCAAGUACGUUAA